AUGUGUGUUGGCGGGCCACAUGCGGCCCGCGAGCCGCCAGUUGGACAGCCCUGGCAGGAAUUGCGGAUCAUAAAGGCUUCUAAGGACUCCCAAAAUACCUCAUCUCCUACCAGUCCAACUCCAGUUAUUACUCCUACAGAGAUAGAAAAGCCGAUCUCGAACAACACCCCAGAGAUAACCACACCGGCAGAAAAGCAGAAUAAGAAAAGGAAGAAGAGUGGUGUCAACCCGGCAAUACUGAAAAACUCUGAUUCCGAGCCAGAAAGUGAACCCCACCUCCCGGAGAAAAAGAUAGCUACUGUUCCAGAGACGGAAGAAAUCACCCCGGACCCGAUCAUUUCUGAAGCACCAGUCGAGACUCCAGUUGAAAUUACAGAACAGAUAGAAACUCUGCAGUCCACCAGCAGAGAGUUAAAAGUUCUCAUCCGAGGACUAAAGGCCGAUAUCGAGAUUCACCGUCUCGAAAAAACCCUUUCAGAUAUUGAUCUACGGCCAUUCAAGAUUGAACAGAUGAAGAAGAGGCGGGGCCAGGAACUUAAGCUCCUCCCCCUCUACUUAGUGUUCCUGAUCGACGUCCAAGAACACCGGGAAAUCCUCAAAAUUGACCUGCUACUAGACACACCUGACCGGGUAGAGAGAUUUCGUAGCGGCCGCUACGAAAUAAAAUGCUUCAGAUGUCAGGGCUUUGACCACACCCAGAGUAGCUGCACAGCAAAGCCGGCCUGCAUGAAAUGUGCUGGCGCACAUUUCACGUAUCUCUGCACAAAGCCCCACAACGAGCCUCCAACCUGCGUUAACUGUCACGGAGAACACCCGGCCUGUUUCGCAGGCUGCGGUGCCAGGCCUAGGAGCAAGACCGCACCCAAGAAAAGACAAAACCGGAGUGCUGCCAGUUCAGCAACCAGAUUCCUACACAUCGUUAGAGAGCAGCAGGAACUCCUAAAAGACGCGGAGCUAGUUUCACUACUCCAAUCCCUUCUCCCAACUGCAAAGACAUAG
Parasteatoda tepidariorum (common house spider) is the source of this 999-nucleotide messenger RNA. Lineage: Eukaryota; Metazoa; Arthropoda; Arachnida; Araneae; Theridiidae. The record is from RefSeq and is a predicted model, not a curated record.